AUGACCGGACCCAAUCCUACUCCGUUCAUAUCUACAACUAGUAGGCUCGCACUGGCCGAGAAGAAGGUGAAACAUCUACAUGACAAGACCAGGAAGGUUCCGCGCUGUCUCGUCGUCACAUCCCUUGACAUCUCCAAGAUUGUCCCUGCGACUCUCACAGCCAAUAUGACGACUACCACCAAUGGGCACACGACCGAGCACAAGGACACCGACCACAUUGAAGAAACGGUAUACGAUGACAUAGAGAUCCCAAUAUGGGUUCUUUUCCAAGAUGAUUACGAAGGACCUGCACACGAGCGCCCGGACUGUGAGGUCAACGACGUCUUGGAUGCUGGCGGUAUCUUCUGGUUCUCAGUGAAUGAGUUGAAGGUGUCGGAUCUGCGUGUAUGGGCGGGCGACGACCACAGGGGUGAAUGGUUAGCCGUCAGCAGCAUCCCCAAAUCUCUCAUCGUCAGAGCUAUGCCGUUCGAUGGCAUGGUUCUGCACACAUCGAAGACCACCGAAGUCAUACAAGCCCGCGGUAGCCCGGAACCCUAUCUUUGGAAUCAUGACAACGUCUGUUGGGAUCACAUGCCGGGUCACACCAAGCACUAUGAUCUCGCGGACUACCGGCCUUACCGUCUUUCGAAGCAAGGCGAUAAGCGGAUCUACGAUGAUGCAAAGAUCGCCGCUGCCAUAACAGAGAACAUCAUGACCAACUUCAAGCGUUUCAGGCGUGCCAACAACAAUGCUGAUGCGCGCCCUGAUGCCGCUCAUGACUUCGAGGACGUAGCUGCUCGCACACCCGAGAACAUGUCGAUUGAAGUAGUCAUCACUGAUCCUCUGCUUGCACGGCACAGGUUCGUACUGCGUCCCCAGGAUUACGAGUCUUGA
Messenger RNA from Alternaria novae-zelandiae, 873 nucleotides. RefSeq lists its product as uncharacterized. The coding region runs from base 1 to 873 and encodes 290 amino acids. The transcript is spliced from 2 exons. NCBI's taxonomy places the organism in Eukaryota, Fungi, Ascomycota, Dothideomycetes, Pleosporales, Pleosporaceae. The record is from RefSeq and is a predicted model, not a curated record.